CGCUCCCACCUGCCUUGGGAACGGGCUUCACCACAUCCGUGGGGCAGGAUCAUACGUGAAGCCGUUCCUGGCUUUGCAGCUGCUCUGCUCGUUCGACCACAGAGAAGACUGACAGCGUUAGAGACAGGAUUUUUUUUCUGGGGCUUUUUCUAGGAUUUUUAGCUCUGUUUCAGCAAAAUGGAGCGGUGCGAACGAGGCCGUGCAGAGACCGAGAGAAAGGCUUUGUGGAUUUUAUUAGCAACAACUGUGCAAGCAAACUUAAUUUGGCAUUCUUGAGUCCGCUGGUGUUUUUCCAACUUCACCCCUCAGCUGUUGCGAGCUGCAUUGCAGAGGACUGUGCGAUAGAGCAAUUUCUCAUUGUCUCCAGCCCCUGCCAUUUAUAAGCGGGGAUUCAGAUUGCAAAGCAGAUUAAGUGAACAUUCCCUUUUAUUUUUAAUUUUAAUACAACUGCUUCCUCAAGUCAUUGGAAAAAUAUACCUGGCACUCGCUAGCCUGAGGAUAUGUGCUUUUCAGCUGAGACAAACUUGAGCAACUUUGGCAUGACAUGCAGAGACCUCCAGAUGCUUUUCAGCUGGCUGUGGACUCAGUUACACCCACAAGAAGAAAGCAAUGACUGGUCAAGUCAACUCUGCUUCAAUGACAAAGUCACUCCGCCAGGAGCGGAGGCAGUGAGGCCGCUGCGAACUCCUCGCCGCUGCGAUCUGCCAGGUUGGCACACACAACAGCACGUCAGCUACAAAGGCUUUCCCCCUUUACUGGCAACGUCGUCUCCCUUCUCGCCGUCUCCCUUCUCGCCGUCUCCCUUCUCGCCGUCUCCCUUCUCGCCGUCUCCCUUCUCGCCGUCUCCCUUCUCGCCGUCUCCCUUCUCUCUCCCUAGGGAGAACAGGCACUUGCAUGCAGUAGCUGACUGUCCGGUUUGGUUUGUGAACACCUGUAGCUGAGAUUGCCCUGCACACCAACAACUGUGUCUCUAAUGACUGGUACGAGAUUCCCUCUUCUAGACUUGCUGUACUUGACAUCUACAUCCCUCUAUGAGCAGACGCAGCCUCGUCUUCUUACCCUUCUUUUUUUCUUCUUCUCU
Molecule: messenger RNA, 1081 nt
Organism: Cuculus canorus (common cuckoo)
Lineage: Eukaryota; Metazoa; Chordata; Aves; Cuculiformes; Cuculidae
Exons: 3
Coding region: 501-941 (146 amino acids)
Source: RefSeq, a predicted model, not a curated record